Molecule: messenger RNA, 1003 nt
Organism: Scleropages formosus (Asian bonytongue)
Lineage: Eukaryota; Metazoa; Chordata; Actinopteri; Osteoglossiformes; Osteoglossidae
Product: odorant receptor 131-2-like
Exons: 1
Coding region: 50-1003 (317 amino acids)
Biological process (GO): G protein-coupled receptor signaling pathway; detection of chemical stimulus involved in sensory perception of smell
Cellular component (GO): membrane
Molecular function (GO): olfactory receptor activity; odorant binding; G protein-coupled receptor activity
Source: RefSeq, a predicted model, not a curated record
UGCAUUAACAUAUUUACAAGUUUUCUCACUCCAGAUAUCAGGCAUCACAAUGUCAGAAAACACGACAAAAAAUACAACAGGCAGCAUGAAUGCAAUAUAUUCGCAGAACUUUUUUAUUACUUUAAUGUUUGCAGUUCAGUUCUUGAUGGGAAUUUUUCUCUAUGUGAACAGCCUUCUCAUUUUCACCUUUUUUAAAAAGGAGAUCUUUCGCACCAGUAAUCGCUACAUAUUGUUUUCACACACUCUGAUCUGUGACUCUAUGUUUCUUGUUGUAACUAACAUCUUCUUCACUCUGGAUAUGACUCAGACGCCUAUACCUCCCUUUCUGUGCAUCAUCCUCUGUGGGAUUGCGGUUAAUCUGCACACUACCACACCACUGACACUGACUGCAAUGAGUGUGGAACGUUAUGUAGCCAUCUGUAUGCCACUCAGACAUGCUGAACUCGCUACCUUGCAAAAAGCUGGACUCUGUAUCCUGAUCAUUCAUGCUAUUAGCAGUAUUCUGACGCUCACCGUCCUCUUCAUGUUCUUAGCAACUGCCUCCCUCAACUUCUAUGCCAAAUAUUUGAUGUGUAAUGCUGAAUUAUUAGCAGUUUACAAAUGGCAAGGACAUGUCAGGUCUAUCUUCUAUCUAGUGUACUUCAUAGUUAUGACCGUCACAAUCGUUUUCACCUAUAUAAGUAUUGUCCAGGUUGCCAAGAAAGCUUCUGCAGACAAGAAAGCUACAUCAAAGGCCCGUAAAACAGUUCUUCUUCAUGCUUUUCAGUUAUUUCUGUCUUUAAUUCAAAUGCUGUGCCCUUUUCUUGAACAGGCAGUACUAGAAAUUGAUGUAAACUUAUACAUAUCACUUAGAACUUUUGAUUACAUAGUAUUUUUGCUUGCACCUAGAUGUCUCAGCCCUCUCAUAUAUGGUCUGAGGGAUGAACAUUUCUACUUGGUUUUGAAAUACUAUGCUCUUUGGGGUCUUAAUAAGAAAAUGUCUCCUGUCAUUGUUGAUUUGUAA